GUAUUUCCACUAGUGCGAACUGGUAGUCGUGCGUUGCCUGAGGUCGAAUGAUUUUGGCGAGAUAUUGUUAAUUUUCUUAUGAACGAUUUUUUUAGUGAGCUAGUUCUGUUUUAGUGUUUUUGUGUGUUCAAUAGGACGUGUGAAAAUGGCUCUAAGAAGAAACGGGCGAACAGCUCAGUAUUUGAUAUCGUUAGCAGUGUCCUUAGCUGCCAUUACGGCAGGAGUGUCCGUUUACUGGAGUACGCCGAUGAUACCAAAGUUUCACAGCCAUGAAGCCGCUAUAGAGAUUACACAAGAAGAAGCAUCGUGGGUGGCAUCUCUUUCAUCACCAGGCUAUGUCGUGGGAAGUUUGGCUUCUAGUUUCGUCGUGGAUCGCUUCGGGAGACGCGCUGCCAUUAUUGGCAGUGCCGUACCUAUGGCUGUUGGAACGAUUAUAUUACAAAUCGCUACUAAAGCUUGGAUGCUUUACAUGACUAGGCUCAUUUGGGGAUUUUCAACGGGAAUUUUUAUGACGGUGUCCUUUAUAUACUUCGUAGAAAUAGCCGACAAAGAGAUAAGAGGGAAACUCUCUGUAGCUAUUCGAUUCAUGUUUAACUUCGGCAGUUUCCUCGUUGUAUCUGUGGGCUCUUUCGUCUCAUACACCACAUUGAACAGAAUGCUGAUAGUAUUGCCUAUAGGUCACUUUGUGGCCUGUUGGUUUAUACCGGAAACUCCGCAUUUCUACAUAAAGGAGGGUAAAGUUGAAGCCGCUGAGAAAUCGCUGCAGUUGCUGCACGGAUGUAAGGAUCAAAACAGCCGUCUUGAGUCACUUCGAUCGGACGUGAAGAAGCAAACUCGUCGUCCGGGCACAUUUAAAGAAUUGUUUACUGGCGAACAAUACAGACGAGCUAUAGUCAUUGUCAUUGGUAUUAAAACGACACAGAUCAUGUCUGGGUCGCUUCCCAUCCAACAAUACGCCGGCCUUAUUAUCCAAGAGAGUCACGCGGAUAUUCCUCUAUCUGCUGCUUUGAUUAGCUUCGGUGCUGUCAGAUUUGUUGCAGGUAUAAUUUCAUCGUAUCUAGUCGAUAAAGUAGGGCGUCGCCCUCUGCUAAUAGUUACAUAUAUCUGCACAGGCGUGACUCUAAUCAUCGUCGGAAUUUACUUCUACUUUCAAGAAGUGGUCGGCAUUGAUAUCGAAGCGUCUAGUCCUUUGAGAUACAUCCCAUUUGUAGGUGUAUUCCUCAGUAUUAGUUUGUCCACAAUCGGCUAUGACUCUCUGGUAUACAUAAUUCCGGCUGAAAUAUUUCCGAUUAACGUCAAAUCUCUAGCUAUUACUUAUUUGAAUAUAUAUGGCGGUCUAAUGAAUUUCCUAGCUGUGAAAGGAUUUCAGAAUAUGAGGGACUGGACGGGUCUUUAUGGCGUGUUCUGGUAUUUUGCGGCAUUUGCUCUGUUGGGCGGGACGUUCUCGUUUUUUAUGGCGCCAGAAACAAAAGGUAAAAGCCUCAGGGAGAUAUUGAUUGAACUGCAAGGAGACUUAUACGAGGAACCAGAAGAAAGAAAAUUAAACGGUACUAAGGGUGAUGUUCAAAAUAGGGGCGUCAAAGAAAGUUGUGAAUUAACAGAAUUAGCGUGUAAAAAUGAAGAGAACAAUAGGAAUAGUACUGGAGAUUCGUGAAUCAAAUGCAGAAACAUUCUAGAAAAUUAUGUACAUACACUACGAAGUUUUUGGC
Messenger RNA from Bombyx mandarina (wild silkworm), 1709 nucleotides. Its product is annotated as facilitated trehalose transporter Tret1. Gene Ontology annotation, biological process: transmembrane transport. Lineage: Eukaryota; Metazoa; Arthropoda; Insecta; Lepidoptera; Bombycidae. Gene Ontology annotation, molecular function: transmembrane transporter activity. The record is from RefSeq and is a predicted model, not a curated record. Gene Ontology annotation, cellular component: membrane.